GUUGGUUGGGUUCAGUUGAAAACAGAUUAUGAACCCAAAAUCCAUUUCAUGGCUUAGUUUGGGUCCAAAAUAACAUAACCCAUAAACACUCUGAACCAGACGGGUGACAGUGGUUUUGGUGGUGAAGAUAAUCUGCAGAAUUCAAAGCAGAAAGGCAAUGGCCAUGGAGGCCUUGCACUUGUACCGUGUGCUUCCCAUAUCUCUCUUUUGGCGUUCUACUGCCACCCCCUUACCCUCAAUUGUCACUGCAAGGCCACCAUUGAGUUUGAGCUCAGCGUCUUCUCAAACUACCACUGCCAGAGCAGGGUGGUUUUUGGGUCUUGGAUCAGAUAACAAAAAAUUGAACUUGCCUGACACUGUCAAAGCUGGUGACCCUGUUCUUCAUGAGCCUGCCCAGAAUGUUGAUCCUAAUGAGAUUGGGUCUGAGAGAGUGCAGAAGAUCAUUGAUGACAUGAUCCGGGUCAUGAGGAAUGCUCCUGGAGUUGGCCUAGCUGCCCCCCAGAUUGGAAUUCCUUUGAGGAUAAUUGUUUUGGAAGAUACCAAAGAAUAUAUUAGUUAUGUACCAAAGGAAGAGACUAAGGCUCAAGACAGACGACCUUUUGAUCUUUUGGUGAUCCUGAAUCCCAAGCUAGAGAAGAAGAGCAACAGGACUGCCCUAUUUUUUGAAGGGUGCUUGAGUGUUGAUGGUUUUAGAGCAGUGGUGGAGCGGUACCUUGACGUUGAGGUUACAGGUUUGGACCGUAAUGGUGCGCCAAUCAAAAUAAAUGCUUCUGGUUGGCAGGCCCGGAUUUUACAACAUGAAUGCGAUCACUUGGAUGGAACUCUAUAUGUUGAUAAGAUGGUACCUAGAACUUUCAGAACUGUUGACAACAUGGAACUGCCUCUUGCUCAGGGGUGUCCCAAACUUGGUCCUCGUUAACCCAGGUUUUAAGGCUGUGGAUGCCUCUGAUUAGGCCAUCAAUAUGGGUUUCGUAUGAAUGUUGGGGAAAAGUUGACAUUUUUAGAUCCUGUAAUCGAGGCCAGGUUCCAUAUGUUAGAAAUAGUCUCAAAUUGAGAAAAGUUAAAUCUCCCUUAGUUUCCAAUGCCGUCAUUUUGCCUAGAAUUGUCAUUUUUAUACACUAUUAAUUAAUUCACUUCAUGUAAGUUUCAAUUUUACAGCUUAUACUAGAAAAUUUUUGUAGAGGUGUGGACUAUGGUCUUUUGAUAUUGAUGGUGCCUAACUUUUCUAUAGAUUGAACCUUUGGUGAUUUGGAGCAUUCAGGUAGUUAAUAGGGCAUUAGAAAUUUAUGUAACUUCAUUUGUUCGCUGUAGUGCAGGUGUGCGCAGAUCUUGCUUGCUUCAUCCUCCAGUGAUGAGGGAAAACUGAUCGGUGUAAUGAAUCAAAAUGAUAUGAAAGUCAUUGUU
Messenger RNA from Abrus precatorius (Indian licorice), 1404 nucleotides. RefSeq names its product peptide deformylase 1A, chloroplastic-like. The coding region runs from base 158 to 919 and encodes 253 amino acids. The record is from RefSeq and is a predicted model, not a curated record. Lineage: Eukaryota; Viridiplantae; Streptophyta; Magnoliopsida; Fabales; Fabaceae. The transcript has 4 exons. Gene Ontology annotation, biological process: peptidyl-methionine modification; N-terminal protein amino acid modification. Gene Ontology annotation, molecular function: peptide deformylase activity. Gene Ontology annotation, cellular component: chloroplast; mitochondrion.